This is a messenger RNA of Labrus mixtus (cuckoo wrasse), 3050 nucleotides long. RefSeq names its product gdnf family receptor alpha 1a (gene gfra1a). Gene Ontology annotation, cellular component: external side of plasma membrane; signaling receptor complex. The transcript has 11 exons. Gene Ontology annotation, molecular function: signaling receptor activity. The record is from RefSeq and is a predicted model, not a curated record. Bases 845 to 2404 code for a protein of 519 amino acids. NCBI's taxonomy places the organism in Eukaryota, Metazoa, Chordata, Actinopteri, Labriformes, Labridae. Gene Ontology annotation, biological process: nervous system development.
GCUGGUUUUGAAUUCUUAACAGAUUAAAUGAAACCACAUGCCCUCUGGGGUUUUACAACUUAUGGACUCUAAAAGUGAUUAUUACUUUGGUUUUGUUGUGUUUUUUGUUUUUUUUUUGUAGAGAGAAUGUGAGCUUUAUGAAAAAGUAAACACAAUUGAAAAGACUAAUAAUCAACCGAAAGAGAUUUGGUGGGAGUGUGCAGUGAACCUUUCAAAGUAAGGAUCCAUGUACAGCAUGUCUCCCGGUCUCAGUUAGCCUAAUUAUUAAGUGAGCUUAAACUUUUUAUUUGCCCGGGCUUUCAUUGUGAAAGUGAUCAGGAAGUAAUUGGAAAGAAGUCCUAUAUCUUUGCCGUUUUAUGAUCAGAUUACUGUACUCCAUUGCGAGGGGGAAGCUGGCACUCUCCUCCUGCUGAAUGCGCUGUAGACAGCAGUGGGGCUCCAGUUGGCUGUGUGCGCUCAGACGCACAGACGCAAAGCAUCCACACUGGCUGGAGUUGGAGGACACUCGGCCGUUUCGCUUGCACCGCUCUUCUGAUCCGCUUGCCUUUUGUCUCCCGGCGGUGAGAAGACCACCCGCACGGGAGUGGAAAAAAGGAAGAAAUUAACACUUUUUUUUUUUGCUGGGUUUAAGACUUGUGAGAGUCAGAGAGAGAGACUGUGAGAAAUCGGGACUUCACGGAGGGGGGAGAUUAUUUCUCGCAUUGAGGCGAGCUGGAUCAGUUCUGCGAAGCGGGGCGCACAUUGCUACGUCUUUUCAAUGGAUUUCAGUAUCGCGGAGGUACCCUGGGAAUUAAACUCUUAUUAAGUCACUUUUAGUUUCACAUUUUCCUUCCAACAAGGGUAAAUGACUCGCAUGGAGAGGAAGACGAUGAUCCUCGCAGUACUGUAUGUGGUUUUGCCUCUUUUGGAUGUGUUGUGUUAUGCCGAGGAGAACCUGCGUGCCCGGCUGGACUGUGUGCGGGCCAGUGAGCAGUGUCUGAAGGAGCAUGCGUGCAGCACCAAGUACCGCACCAUGAGGCAGUGCGUGGUCGGUGGCAGGGAGAGCAACUUCAGCAUGGUGGCCGGCCAGGAGGCCAGAGACGAGUGCAGGAGCGCUAUGGACGCUCUCAAACAGAGCCCGCUGUACAACUGCCGGUGUAAAAGGGGCAUGAAGAAAGAGAAGAACUGCCUGCGCAUUUACUGGGGGAUCUAUCAGACAUUACAGGGUAAUGAUUUCUUGGAGGAUUCUCCGUACGAACCAGUCAACAGCCGUCUGUCUGACAUUUUCCGCCUGGCUCCCAUCAUAGAGGGCGGGGAACCUUGGAGCAGCUCGGCCACUUCGGCUCCAGGCAGGGGGGGCGCCCAGGGCAAAGGGAGCCCCUCCUCCACGGAACUUCAGGAUCCCAGUAGAAACAGGAGAGCUCAUCCCAAUUGGGCCAUACUGGGUGAGCCUGCAGUGGCCAGAGAGAACAACUGCCUGAACGCAGCCAAGGCCUGCAACCUGAACGACACGUGCAAGAAGUACCGCUCGGCCUACAUCAGCCCCUGCACCAGCCGCGUCUCAACAGCUGAAGUCUGCAACAAGAGAAAGUGCCACAAGGCCCUGCGGCAAUUCUUCGACAAGGUUCCUCCCAAGCACAGCUACGGCAUGCUGUACUGCUCAUGCCCGCUGAGCGACCAGACAGCGUGUUCUGAACGCAGGCGUCAGACCAUCGUCCCCGUCUGCUCCUACGAAGAAAAACAGAAGCCCAACUGUCUGGAACUGCAGGCCUCCUGCAAGACCAACUACAUCUGCAGGUCACGACUGGCUGACUUCUUUGUCAACUGCCAGCCGGAGCCUCGCUCGCUGUCAGGUUGUCUGAAGGAGAACUACGCAGACUGCCUCCUCUCGUACUCGGGGCUGAUUGGUACCGUGAUGACUCCCAACUACCUGCGCUCACCCAAAAUCAGCGUCUCACCAUACUGCGACUGCAGCAACAGCGGCAACAACAAGGACGAGUGUGACAAAUUCACAGAGUUUUUCACGGAGAACACCUGCCUCCGUAAUGCCAUCCAGGCCUUUGGGAAUGGAACAGAUGUUGGAGUGUGGCAGCCAAUGUCCCCUGUCCAGACCACCACCUCCACCACCACGCCUUACCAGAGGAAACGUGAACGCAACCCCAACACCAUCGACAACCACAUCAACACAGACCCUGGCAUCUACCACUUCUGUGGCAACCUACAGGCUCAGAAAUUAAAGUCAAACUCAACUGUUGAUGGGGUUCUUUGUGUGGACCCUCAGAUAGAUGGUCCAAGCACAUCCAAUGCCAUUCUGAGGGACUCUGCUGUCUCCAGACGGCCUGCAGGCCUGGCCUCUCUGCUGCCCCCCCUGCUCUGGCUGUGGUACUGCAGCAUGCAUGCGCUAUCCUCGCUGGGCGUCUUGUAGCCUCGCUGCAUCACAGCAACAAGCUCAAAUGGACUGACAGACACACAUUUGUAUAAAAGAAAAAGCAAAAGAAGAAAUUAUAUCCUUACUUUUCGGUAAUACCUGUUGUACUUUUAUUCUUUCUGGAUUCUUUCUCUCUUUUGAUUCCUUCUUUGUUUUUUGUUUUUUUUUAUGGAUUUUUGAGAAGCUUUGUUGUUUUAUGUUUUUUUUUUCUUUGCAAUGCAGCUUUGUGCUUAAACAGUGAUCUUCUGUACGUGUUAACUCAGUUUGGCUGUGUGUCCCCUGUGGCUUUGGUGGGGGAAAAAAACAUGGAUUUAAAGCUUAUGUGUCAGGCAGAAAUGGGGAAAGGACUACAUUCCAAAAAAACACAGCUGGUGGCUCUUGAAAAGGUACACACAAAAUGUAAUUGAGCAUAGAUUUUCAGAGUUUCCACCCAUGUCUGUUUGUGUGUUGAGGCUAAAGGUGGGAUCGUUUGCUUAAAAGUCACAGUCAGUUCAGUAACGGCAACAUUUUAUCACUUGGGCAGCCUUUUUGGUGUUAUUCAGUCUUCUCCGUGGUUCGUGUAUGUUUUGAUAAUGAUGUAAUCUGGUGUUUUACAUUUUUAUGAAAGGUUGUGGAUAUAUACAGUAAAUUACAAAAAGAGUCA